Corylus avellana is the source of this 903-nucleotide messenger RNA. The record is from RefSeq and is a predicted model, not a curated record. Lineage: Eukaryota; Viridiplantae; Streptophyta; Magnoliopsida; Fagales; Betulaceae.
AUUGCAUGUUUUUUCAAAGGAUGGCAGGCAAAUCAUGUUAUCAAAAUACUAGAUAGUUGUGAUUUCUUCCCAGUCGAUGGUAUCAAAGUGCUUAUAGAGAAGUCUCUCAUAACCAUUAAUAUGGGCAAAACUUUGGCAAUGCACGACUUAUUGCAAGACAUGGGUAGAGAAAUUGUUAGACAAGAAUCACCUGAAGACCCUAGCAAACGCAGUAGAUUAUGGUUUCAUAAAGACGUUCGUUAUGUCCUUGAGGAAAAUGUGGGAACAAACAAAAUUCAAGGCAUAUUGAUAGAUUUGCCUGAAGGAAACAAGAUGCGCUUGAGUUUCAAGGCCUUCAAGAAGAUGAAAAGGCUUAGGCUGCUUAUGGUUAACCCUAAUGCGCGCUUUUCAGGAAGACUUGAUUUUCUCCCUAAUGAAUUAAGAUUGCUUGAUUGGCAUGAAUGUCCUUUAGAAUCUUUGUCAUCAAUUUUUCAUGUAGAGAACCUUACUGCUUUAAGAAUGCCUCGGAGCCACCUCAAGGGAUUGGAGGGAAUUGAGAAUUUUCAAAGCAUGACAAUUAUGGAUUUCUCUUAUUGUGAAUUCCUAAAAAUAUUCCCGGAUGUUUCAAGGAUUCCAAAUUUAGUGGAUUUGAGGCUUGAUGGUUGUACAAAUUUAGUUGAAAUUCAUCAUUCUGUUGGAUUUCUUGAUAAGCUAGUUUCUUUGAGUCUUGGUGAAUGCUAUAACCUUAGCAAUAUUCCGAGAAGCCUCAAGUUAAAAUCUUUAAAAUAUCUUUUCGUUGAAGGUUGCUCAAGGCUUAACUACUUUCCGGGAAUGCUAUUGUUACCAUCCCUGCAUGCAUCGAAAGAUUUGUUUGCUUGUGGAGACUUAAUGUGGAUAAUUGCAAGCAACUUCGAAAAAUUCUAA